UGACUUCGUAGUAUGUCGAAUGCGUCCCUGACCGAAUUGAUUAAGAUGACUGCAACAUCCGGUUUCAAUUGAGUCAAUAUGAUUGUGACAUUAGCAAUGUUUUUACGACUGUAAAUAUUUUUUGUAUAUUGGUUGAUCCAGAUCAAGAUGUGGUUUCAUCGUACACAGCAGAAGAAAUUACCGUGGAAACGACUGGAAUACAAUUUAACUUUGUACAAACGCAUGAAAAAGAGCUGAUGACCAACUUCAACUUGGAGUCGGAAUCAGUUGAGGAUUUAACUGACGAUGACCAACCAUUGCCUGAGGAAGAUUUUGAUUUGCAGUGUGAUCAAUUAGAGGACCUUCAUAUUACAAAUGAGGAAGAGCAUUCUUUAGAUCAGGAUGCAGAAGACAAUGAUGUUGAUUCGGAUCCACUCUAUCCUGGGGCCGCAGUGACAUUAGGCGCAUUUAUGCUGCUGCUGGCCAUAUUUACUACCAAGUAUAAUCUGAUUGGAGAGGCAACAGAACAACUCCUUAAGAUCUUGGCCUUGGCCCUCCCACAUGGUCAUAAACUCUGUGCAUCUUUAUAUGAAUUUAAGUUAUUUUUCAAGAAUCUGAGGAAUCCACUUGUUCGUCACUACUACUGUAAUUACUGUCUUGGAUAUAUAGAAAACACUACUGUGCAAAGCUGUCCUUAUGAAUUUUGCAAAUCUAAAUUCAGUGUUAAAAAUAACUCCUAUUUCAUUGAAAUGCCUUUAGAACACCAAAUAAAAAAUUUAUUUGCCCAGAAAGAUUUUUAUGAAAGUUUAGGACAUAGAUUCAAAAGGAAAUCCUGUGAUAACACCUAUGAAGAUAUCUAUGAUGGGAAAUUAUACAAGCAAUUAAGUGAAAAUAAUGGAAUUUUGAGUUUUCAAGAAAACAUAUCUUUUACUUUCAAUACUGAUGGAGCUCCUGUUUUUAAAAGCAGCAAGACAGCAAUUUGGCCGAUUUACCUCGUCAUUAAUGAAUUACCCUACAAGCAGAGGAUGCUGAAGGAUAACAUGAUACUAGCAAGCCUGUGGUAUGGAAGCAAAAAACCAUCAAUGGGGACAUUUUUAAAACCAUUUCUAAAUUCGCUACAGAAAAUGAAAGAAGGUAUUAAAUGUACAUCACCUGAAAGAGGCCAGUUUCUGUGUAGAGGUCUCUUAUUGUGCGGAACAGCUGACCUCCCAGCCAGAAGUUUGCUCUGUAAUCAUGUCCAAUAUAACGGAGCAUUUUCUUGUUGGAAAUGUGAACAAGAAGGUGAGACGGCUUCUGUAGGGCGUGGUCAUGCGAGGAUAUUUCCAUUCCAAAGUGAAGAACCCAAAGGACCGAUACGAACAAAGAAAAACGUUUUAGAAAAUGCCAGGAUAGCAGUAGAAGACCAACACAUUGUAAUGGGAAAGCCAGUUAAAGGUAUAAAGGGACCAUCAUGGCUUUUCUUUGUGCCUAAUUUUAACAUAGUAUCUGGCAUUGCCAUUGACUACAUGCAUGGUGUCUUAUUAGGGGUGCAGAAGAUGCUAUUAGAACUAUGGUUUAGUGAGAAGCACAAAGGGAAAGCUUAUAAUUUUUGCAACAGUGUUUGUGAAGUAGAUUUGAGGCUUCAAAAUAUUAAACCUACUCUGGACAUUACAAGACUUCCGCGAUCUAUAGAAAAAGACUUGAAAUAUUGGAAGGCAUCUGAAUAUAGAUCAUUUUUGUUAUUUUUUGGUGCUCCAGUUCUGCAUGGAAUUUUAGACAUGCAAAGAUUUUCUCACUUCCUGUUGCUUGUAGACUCGAUGCACAUUCUUCUGAAAUUCGGCUCAAACGAAAAAGAUUUAGAGAGAGCUGAAAUGCUUUUAUUUGAGUUUUGUAGGCGUUUAGAAGAAUUGUAUGACCGAUGUUUCUUAAGAUUAAAUGUCCAUCAACUGCUCCAUUUACCAGAUUGUGUUAGGGAUCUUGGCCCUCUCUACACCCAUAGCUGCUUCUCUUUUGAAAGUAAAAAUGGAAUUAUUUUAAAAAUGAUCAGAGGGAGUCAGAGUAUCGAUACUCAGAUAAUAACUGCAAUAUCAUUUAUACAAAAGCUUCCUGAAUUAAAACAAAAAUGUGUUGCAGAAAAUUCAGAGGUUGAUAAAUUAUGCAAAGCUAUUCAAGAGCCAUCUUUGCUUAAGAGGGGUCAAAAACUGGGGAAGGGGAUAUACAUUCUUGGUGCUCCAUGCAAUAGAGUAUUAAAAAAUGUUGAGACUGCUGCACUCCAAGAUUAUUUGAAACAUGACCCUGCUUGUGAUACAUAUAGAAGUUUUAACAGAGUAGAAUAUGGAUCAUAUAUAAUUUAUGGCACUGAAUAUUCUAGAAUGAUCAAAAGAAACAAUUCAGCAAUUUGUUACAAUGGAAAGAAUGAUAUUAGCUUUGGAGAAGUUAUGUUUUUUAUUCUGUUUGAGGAUAACACUGCAGGUAUGACAAAACCUCUUGUAAUCAUUAAGAAAUUAAUUUGCAGAAAUUACAAUGUUAACUCUAAUAUCUUAGCAGUUACUGGUACAAAUGAUGUUGAAGUUGUUGAUAUAAAUGACAUACUGUCAAGUUGUAUGCUUGUGUCUUUUCCUGGAGGGCAGACCUCAUUCAUUUGUAAAUUUCCAAACAGAUUAGAAUCUGACUGAAAUUAUCAAGAAUUAUAUGUAGCUCAGAGUUUGUGUAUUUUAAGAAGAUUAUUGAACUAAAUGUUUUUAUGUGGACUAUGUUUCUCACUGAUCAUAUGUUUUUUUGUGUUUGAAAUAUAUUUCCAUGUAAUUCUGUGUCAUUCUUCCACAAUCAAGAAACCCAGUGUUGGAGAAAUGUACAAAGUUUGACGCCAUAUUAUAAAAUUGUGAUUUUUUGGUGGAAACAACAUUCCAAAAAUAAAAAUAAAACAAUUAAUAUUAUUGAAAUCAGAUAAGUCUUGUAUUUUUUUUUUUUUUUUUUUUUUUACAAUUUACCUGUACUUUACAAAUGUUAUCACAUAACUUAAAACUCAAGUUUAGUUAGUAUGUUAUUUGAAUACCAGGGGAUUAUACUUUGUUAAUAUCAGCAAAGGUCAUUUUAUGAAAAUGCAAAGAUUUGACCUGUCUGAUCAACAAAAUUAACU
Saccostrea cuccullata (small rock oyster) is the source of this 3097-nucleotide messenger RNA. RefSeq lists its product as uncharacterized. The record is from RefSeq and is a predicted model, not a curated record. The coding region runs from base 237 to 2633 and encodes 798 amino acids. NCBI's taxonomy places the organism in Eukaryota, Metazoa, Mollusca, Bivalvia, Ostreida, Ostreidae. The transcript is spliced from 2 exons.